AUGGACACUUUUGAUAAAGAGUUUAUAAUGGAAAUGUUCCUUGAUGAAAGUGUAUCUUCCAUGAAUAGACUUAUUGUUGCAACUACAGAUAUUAUAAAAGAAAAUAAUGAUAAUGCUAUAUUAGCUGAAGAAAUAUGGACUAAAGAAGAUGAUUCUGAGGAUGUAGAACUUAGUGAGAGUAAUCAUAUAAGUAGAAAAAGAGUUAGAGGCUUCUAUGAAAACACUGUUCUGCAGUAUAGUGACAAAGCAUAUGAAUUUAUAUUCAAGAUGAAAAGAACCACAUGUCAGGAGCUCAUAAAAUUUCUGAAAGACUACGUAAAAGGUGGUAUGAUAGUGCCUUUAGAAAAGAAGGUGCAUGUGUUCCUUUGGGUUCUCACAAGUGACACUUCAUUCCAAGAGGUAGGCAAAAUAUUUGGGCUUAAUAAAUCGACUGUUAGUUACAUUUUCUACGAAAUUGCGCAAAUACUGACGGAGAAUCGUUACCACUACAUAAGUUGGCCUUCGAUUGAGGAGCAGCACCUGACGCGGGUGCGUGUGAACAGCCGCGUGAGGUUCCCCAACUGCGUGGGGUUCCUGGACGCAGUGCGGCUGCCGGUGGGCCCGCGCCCCGCCCCCAGCGUCCCCCGCGCCGCCCCCGCGCCCCGCGCCGCCCGCCCCCGCCACGUGCUGCUGCAGGCCGUGUGCGACGACGACCUCAUGUUCACGGACAUCCACGUGGGCGCCGUGGGCCGCACCAAGAAGCACAAGGUGUUCAAGGAGAGCCCGCUUUACCACGAGCUGUCCAACUUCAUCGAGUUCGAGAACCACCUGCUGGCGGACGCGAGCUACAAGCUGCGGGUGAACCUGAUCACGCCGUUCACGAGUGAAGAGGUGCUGACGGACGAGGAGAUGAAGUUCAACGAGGCGCACUGGCGCGCGCGCGGGUACAUCGGGCGGGCUUUCGAGUUGCUGCAGGAGCGGUUCCGCAAGCUGCGGCGGCUGGAGGCGGGCGGGCGGCUGGCGCUGGUGCUGGGCGCCGCGGCCGUGCUGCACAACCUGGUGCUGCUGCACGAGGGCGCGCCCGACGUCAAGCAGGAGCCGCCGGGCGCGCACGACGCCGUCGCCAUCGACACCGACAUCGUGCGCACCGCCGCCGAGAAACGACAGUUCCUGUGCAACUACAUCAACUUCAUCGAUGAUGAUAGCAUUUAGUCUGUUUAAGUAUACCUAUAAUAAUGAGUGCUAUGUAAUCGCCUUCUGAAUUUAACCGUUUUGGGGUAAAAAAUAAGAAAUAAAAGGUUGUAGAUAUUUA
Messenger RNA from Plutella xylostella (diamondback moth), 1291 nucleotides. RefSeq lists its product as uncharacterized. The record is from RefSeq and is a predicted model, not a curated record. NCBI's taxonomy places the organism in Eukaryota, Metazoa, Arthropoda, Insecta, Lepidoptera, Plutellidae.